Messenger RNA from Porites evermanni, 2094 nucleotides. NCBI's taxonomy places the organism in Eukaryota, Metazoa, Cnidaria, Anthozoa, Scleractinia, Poritidae. The record is from the annotation of a GenBank genome assembly.
AUGCUUCCCUCUGCGUGCUUAGGGAAAAGUGAGGGUGAGUUGGGCUUCCAAGAUCCUCAUCUUUUGUUACUGUUACAGCACCACAUGAACAAUGAGGGGUUUGCUAGUCCUGCAUUACGACGCAGCCAGCUGGCGACAGCUUUGAGCAAGAGAGAGAUUCCAGCUACUGAAGCUCCCUUUGAGCCGUGUAAUGAUCUUGGACCCACCUGUUCUAGUUACCUCACGAGACCUUGGAGCAGACAGGAAAAGUAUGUUGUAUUGUUUCAAGUUCAGCCCAAGAUAAAGUUCUAGAGAACGUAUACCACUUUUGUAUUAUAUUCGAAAUGUUGACAGUUUUUACCAAAGUUUGACUAGUACUUCAUCGUUUAUUAACUCCCCGAAAGGUGGAGCUGACAAUCAUUAGGGAACUAGUAACUUUUUCGUUCUCUAAGGUGAUAAAUCGCUAUGUGUCCUAACCUGCAUGUGAUAUCGCGACCUGCAAGGAAGGUGUCACCUAGGUGUGCCGGGUUUGGAUACUCACACUUGCCUGACAGGUCAACAAAAUGGAUCAGUGAAAUGAGUCAGCGAAUUAGGUUAAGUAGGUUAAGUUCCUCCUGGUCUUUUCACUUACUUCCCUGGUUGUCGCAAGUGUAAACCCGAUAAUUAGGCUACCCUUAAGCCUGUUCCAGGCUCUAAGACAGUAAUGAGCAGAGAUCGUCAAAACUAAUGCGAAAAACGAGCGGGUGGUUGAGCAGAAUAAAGGAACGCCAGAAGGUUAGGUCGAGUACCUGAGGCCCAAAAAAGGAAGAAUAACAAAAUCAGAUAAACUUAACUUUACUGAUGGCCCUUUUUUUUUCUUACAGGGGUACCAGCUGUCCUGUUCCCAUGCCACGCCCCUCAUCAUCUGCCCCUCCAUCUCGUACUUCUUCUCCGUCUCCUUCGUUACGUCCCUCUUCACGCACCAGUAUUAAACGCCCCACAGACAAGAAUACAGAUCAUAAAAAACUCAACAAGGACUUGGCUGAAGCUGAUGCCAGGGCCAAGCAGCAGUGGGAAGAAAGUGAUCCUCUGUAUGAAAAGCUCUUCGUCCCAGAAAAUCUCUCCGCUGAGGAGUUCCUCUUUAGAUUUCACGACCCUUAUCCCGAGACUUGGGUAGAUGAGACUAUUGAGGAUGCCUGUUUCAGAGGUUCGAAGAAAAUGGACCCGUUCAUGCACAGAAUGAAAGAACUGGAAAAUUUAAAAGAGGAAACGGUGCUGUGGGAAAUAUACAAAGAGGAGAAAGCCAGGCAAAGCUCCGAGGGUGUUAGUUCAGCUAAAGGAUCUUCUCAAAGACUCUCUCGAUCAACGUCCAAUCGGACUAGCAAUUCUCGAUCGCAGUCUGCUAAAGUGAACCCUCCUCAACUGUACCGGGCAAAAUCUGUUGUCAAUAGAUUGAAACGUUCCUCUUCCGCUGGAAAACCAAGCGCGUCGAAUCAUGUAGUUUCUGCCUCCGAUGAUGGUUCAGACAGCGUGCGAACUUUCCGUAACAGUGGGUAUCAGUUGGGUAUUUCGUUCGUUCCUGGCUCGCUCUAUCCCGAAGCGCGACCACCUCCUAAGUCUCGAACUCGGGCUCAUAGCUCAAAAUCUUUAAACAGUGAAAGCAACUCUCGGAAAGUUUGGAAUACAUCGCAGUUACCGAACGCGCAAACAAACGAUAACAGCAAAACAGCACCAGCGCCUAAAUGUGAAGCAUGCUCCCCAAGACCAGGGGUUUCUCAACGAGAAGCAUGCACUGGCCCACGCAGUGUAGCGACCUCCGUCCAUGCUCUUCGCAACCAAUACAUAAUGAAAGCUUCGGAGUGCUACGACAUCGUUGAAUUAGCCAGGACGUUUGACCCACCUUGCAAGAACCAUUGUGUCAAAGCCGCGAAAGAUACUUUGACAAUUUCUAGUACCGAAAAAGCCUUAAAUAAAGGCAUUAAGCCAGGCAAAAGUUACUUCUCCCAGCGAAGAAUUUCCUUGACACGGUUAACUCCAGAUGAGAGUAUGACCGUGAGAGGGAUGAGCCCGCAGAACUUGGCAAGGCCCGCUACCGGCCGUUGUAAGUCAGCAAAAAGGGGCCCAAAGCGGAGAUGA